Talpa occidentalis (Iberian mole) is the source of this 2946-nucleotide messenger RNA. It is a transcript of the gene CDV3, whose product is annotated as CDV3 homolog. The coding region runs from base 46 to 822 and encodes 258 amino acids. Lineage: Eukaryota; Metazoa; Chordata; Mammalia; Eulipotyphla; Talpidae. The transcript has 5 exons. The record is from RefSeq and is a predicted model, not a curated record. Gene Ontology annotation, cellular component: cytoplasm.
CGCCUGCCGCCGGCCCCACCCAUCCGGGCGGAGGAGGCCGCGGCCAUGGCCGAGACGGAGGAGCGCAGCCUGGACAACUUCUUCGCCAAGAGGGACAAGAAGAAGAAGAAGGAGCGCAGCAGCCGGGCGGCGAGCGCCGCGGGCGCGGCGGGCGGCGCCGGCGGGAGCAGCGGAGUCCCCGGCGCGGCUGGCGGCGGGGCGGGCGCGGGGGCCCGGCCCGGCGACGGCGCGACCGCGAGCGCGGGGGCCGCCGGCGCCGCGGCCACCACCAAGGCCGUGACGAAGGAUGAAGAUGAGUGGAAAGAAUUUGAGCAAAAAGAGGUUGAUUACAGCGGCCUAAGAGUUCAGGCAAUGCAAAUAAGUGAAAAGGAAGAAGACGACAACGAAAAACGAGAAGAUCCGGGUGAUAACUGGGAGGAAGGCGGCGGAGGUGGUGGUGGUGGCAUGGAGAAGUCCUCAGGCCCCUGGAAUAAAACAGCCCCGGUGCAAGCACCACCUGCUCCAGCAAUCGUUACAGAAGCCCCAGAAACGGCAAUGACUAGUGGUGUAUAUAGGCCUCCUGGUGCCCGGUUAACCACAACAAGGAAAACACCACAAGGACCACCAGAGAUCUACAGCGAUACACAGUUCCCAUCCCUGCAGUCCACUGCCAAGCAUGUAGAAAGCCGGAAGGAUAAAGAAAUGGAGAAGAGCUUUGAAGUAGUAAGACACAAAAAUAGAGGUAGGGACGAGGUUUCAAAAAACCAGGCCCUUAAACUUCAGCUAGACAACCAGUAUGCUGUGCUUGAAAAUCAGAAAAGCAGCCACACUCAGUACAAUUAACGAAUGGUCUUUGCUAACCCUUCCAAGGUAACUAGACCACAGCUAACCACCAUGAACAGCCAUUCAUCAUCUGAUUUCUGCUGGAUCUACAGCAACUGAUGCAGACUACUCAAUAUAAGUGAUCGAGCCUAUUGCACUAUGGAAGUUGAAAGUGUCACAACUACUCUUAAUGUGUAUUGCAUUUAGGGGGAUUUUCGUUGUCUCAUAAAUGCGUGAGCUAUAUUCAGCAGUGUUCUUUCAUAAUUACUUUGCAAAUACAAAAACAAACUUCAGCCAGUGGUCAUUUCAAAAUCUUUUUAUGUUCAGAUACUGAGCCUCCGUAAGGGUUGACUACCUCAGAUUUGCUGCACUCAUUGUGGACUUCAUGUGGAUCACAACUUCUGGAUAAGAAGGUUACUGCUAUUAAGUGUCAAUAUGAAACUUGAAACCAGCUCUACUGGAUUCCUAUCAGAAAUCCUGCAGAAAGUCAGCCAUCUGGGUUUUGAUCUGCUGUAAAAGAUGAAGAUUUAAGUGACCUUAAUUAACCUGUCCUGUGCCCCACCCUUAAAAAUACUCCAUAGUGGGCUGUGGCUGUGUUAAGACUUCUGGAACAUGCCGCUCAAGAGAACUGAUGUGUUCAGGUCAUCGGUAGGGCUGUGAUUUCUAAUUUCAACUUUGAGUUGUAUUCUGAGGUAACCACAAAUUCAACCAAACUUGGGUCCACCAGGUGGGAAAGGGGGUGGGGGAGGGAAUGAUCUUGUUUCUUUUAGUUUUUUAUUCGGGUAGUGCUUUUUCUGUUCCACAUUAAGGCCUUUUACACAUUGACUUCGAAUAAGUUCUUUGGAGCAUAUUGCUUGGGUCAUUGAGUAACCUGAAAUAUGCGGUAGAAUUGUGAAGUGUCUCUUGACUUUGCCAAUCCCUAGAGUGGAACCAAAUGGCUUUUGAUGUCAAGGGCAGUGGAUGCAGGGGGCUCUACUUCAGGUGCUGCUACAGCCUCCUUGAAUCAGGUCUAAAUUGUGAAGUAAGCUGCAGUGGAAGGGUCAAGGGCAUAGUAUCUGCUUCGGCCACGGGAUUCACUGACCUGUCCUUAUAAAUUCAAAGAAAUGUGAGCAGACCUCACCUAAGCCCACUGAAGUUUCUUGGACCUUGCAUGAUCUUUGACAAGAAUUCCCAGUAUACUUGUGCCCAAAUCUUUCAGGUAUCGGGCAUUAUAGAUGCAGUGAUUGUCCCCGAUAGCGCUAUUGUCAGCCUUUCAGUAUGUUCUUUAUGUUGUUGAUUUGGAGAGUUAGGGGCAAAAGACAGGUGAUGUAGCACUUCGGUUUUUAAUAAUUACAGCUUACGAUAUCCCGUAAAUUUUGGUCCUUAAUUAAGGGACUCAAGUAAGCUCUCCAUGAUUUCUGACGGUUUCUUUCCAUCUCAUGAGAUAAUCUGGUAAUUUCCUAGUUUUUUAUCUUUGGUUCAGCAAAAAUAUUUCAGAGUGGUAUGUGACCACUUGAUAGAGCCUGGGUUUCUCUAUAAUAAAUCCCUUUGCCAAGUGCAAGAGUUGUGACACGCUGCAGGCAAGAGUGAUGCAGAUGCGUGAGUAAAACAAUCCUGAUGUGGAGCAUUUUCCUAUAGAUCAGUCUGGGUACAACUGUCAUGCAGGGGACUCUGACUCCUAGGGGAGUUAUAAUAUCACUUGACAGGACAUGCUGACCAGGUCUGGGCCAUAAUGUUGGUUAUUUGAGGUGGCAGGCAGGAUGUCUAUCUGAUAUAUUUGGGUGAGUAGCUGAGCCAGCCAAGGAGAGGUUGGGUGAUAAAGCGAUAAAAAGUAUGCAUUUUUUUCCCAGCAAAUUUUGUUGGGUUAUGUUACAGAGGAAUCAACUGGGAUGAAUAUGUUAUUUAAUGGCAUACUGUACUAGUAAUCUGAAGAUCUGCAGAUUUAAAAUUCCAACUCUUGUAACUUUUUAAAGAUUGUGAAAUUCUCAAAAUGCACAUGAAUCAAGUUUUAAUAUACUGUAUGAUGGGUUGAUGAGGCUGUCCAUUGUACCAUUUCUUUGAAUUCUCAGGCAUGGUUUGACAGUGCAAGAACUCUUGUAACAUUAACAAAUUCAAUAAAAAGUAAAUAUAUGGAUUUCCCAAUGGUGGUUUUUAUUCUUUUUUUUA